GGUGCAGGGGCCACUCGCCCUUACAGAGAACACUCCCCCCAUAAUCUUUAUUACAGCCGUACAGCCCGAUAUCCAGGGGGCAGUAGCCCGUGAAGAAAUGGCAUCAUCGAUUGUUAGCUUUUCAGGGCUCAAGAGUAUAAAUUCAGUGAGAUUGCCGUUCUCCGCUAGAACCAAAGUAGUGAAGCCUCUCUUGUCUCUCCUUCUGAGAACAGCCCCAAUUGCUUCGAUGUCGUAUGAGAAGGAGCUCACUGCUGCGAAGACAGCGGCCUCUGUUGCAGCGCGGCUGUGUCAGAAGGUGCAAGCAGCACUUCUACAGUCAGAUGUCCAGUCAAAAUCUGAUAAAAGUCCUGUAACAGUGGCAGAUUAUGGUUCACAGGCACUAGUUAGCUUUGUGCUGGAGAGGGAACUUCAGUCUGAAUCCUUUUCGUUGGUAGCUGAGGAGGAUUCUGGAGAUCUCCGCAAGGAAACUGGUCAGGAAAUGCUGGAACGUAUAACUAAACUUGUGAACAAGACUCUAUCUAGUGAUGAAACAUACAAUGUGUCUCCAUUGUCUGCAGAAGAUGUGGUUAAGGCCAUUGAUAGUGGCAAAUCUGAAGGGGGUCCUCUUGGCCGGCAUUGGGUUUUGGAUCCCAUAGAUGGUACUAAAGGGUUUCUAAGAGGAGAUCAAUACGCAAUAGCAUUAGCACUGCUAGAUGAAGGAAAAGUAGUUCUGGGUGUUUUGGCUUGUCCAAAUCUUCCUCUUGCAUCAAUUGGUAGUCAUGAUCAGCAUUCUUCUCAAAACCAAGUUGGUUGCCUUUUCUAUGCUAAAGUUGGUUGUGGGACCUAUAUGGAGUCCUUGGAUGGUUCUUCACCCAUAAAGGUGAAUGUCAGUGCCAUUGAUAAUCCAGCAGAAGCUUCAUUUUUUGAAUCAUUUGAAGCAGCGCAUUCCUUGCAUGAUUUAUCUGGUUCUAUAGCAAAGAAACUUGGUGUCCAAGCACCUCCUGUUAGAAUAGAUAGCCAGGCAAAGUAUGGGGCAUUAUCCAGGGGAGAUGGAGCAAUAUACUUACGUUUUCCACAUAAAGGAUAUCGUGAGAAGAUAUGGGACCAUGCAGCUGGGUCCAUUGUUGUUACAGAAGCUGGUGGGGUGGUAACAGAUGCUGCGGGAAAUCCUUUGAAUUUCUCUAAGGGUAAAUUCCUGGAUCUAGACACAGGCAUCAUAGUCACCAACCAAAAGUUGAUGCCUUUGCUCUUGAAGGCUGUUCGAGAUUCUCUGAAUGAAGCACAAUCAUCAGCUUCAUCCAUGUGAUUGUUUUAAUGGUAGUUAUUCUCUUUCAAUAGUUCUUCUGCUGAUUUAAAUGGCUUCAUCUGUGUAACUGGAUGAAAGCCGUUUGCACUUGGAUGAAGAUUAACUCUCCAUGUGCCCAAUGCAUGUGAGAAGCAGCUCUUGUUUUGCUGCUGUAAUACUUUGUUCUGUUGUGUAGCUACUGAAAUACAACAAGCUUCCAUUUUCUUUUUGAAUGACAUGCUUCUUUUUGCACUUGAAAGAAUAAAAAUGCUGAAUUGAUGUC
Macadamia integrifolia is the source of this 1547-nucleotide messenger RNA. RefSeq names its product SAL1 phosphatase-like. The transcript has 8 exons. The record is from RefSeq and is a predicted model, not a curated record. Gene Ontology annotation, molecular function: 3'(2'),5'-bisphosphate nucleotidase activity. NCBI's taxonomy places the organism in Eukaryota, Viridiplantae, Streptophyta, Magnoliopsida, Proteales, Proteaceae. Gene Ontology annotation, biological process: sulfate assimilation; phosphatidylinositol phosphate biosynthetic process. The coding region runs from base 98 to 1285 and encodes 395 amino acids.